AUGGCAGAUUCAACCAACCCCGAAGACACCAAGAUGACCGAAGAUACGGUGGCCAUAGUUGCCACCCCGUCCGCUGUCACCGAUGAGUCUGCCUCUCUCGAACAGAGGAAAAACGUGCUCGUCAACGAGUUGAUGGAGAUUUUCACCAUCGGAGAGGACAUCACGCUGGACUGCCUCCGUACAGAGGUUUUCGACCAGUUUCUCCAGCAAUAUCGCCAUAGCAAGGACGACCAGAAUGCGCUGCAGGGAAUAAGACCCGUCCGACGAACCUCCAACGGGACCUGCUGGAGCUGCCGUGCCGGUGGCGAUGGCACAGGAGGAUGA
Colletotrichum higginsianum IMI 349063 is the source of this 324-nucleotide messenger RNA. RefSeq lists its product as uncharacterized. Lineage: Eukaryota; Fungi; Ascomycota; Sordariomycetes; Glomerellales; Glomerellaceae. The coding region runs from base 1 to 324 and encodes 107 amino acids. The record is from RefSeq and is a predicted model, not a curated record. The transcript has a single exon.